Molecule: messenger RNA, 1279 nt
Organism: Salvelinus namaycush (lake trout)
Lineage: Eukaryota; Metazoa; Chordata; Actinopteri; Salmoniformes; Salmonidae
Product: cell division control protein 42 homolog
Exons: 6
Coding region: 161-736 (191 amino acids)
Biological process (GO): small GTPase-mediated signal transduction; modification of synaptic structure
Cellular component (GO): dendritic spine
Molecular function (GO): GTPase activity; GTP binding
Source: RefSeq, a predicted model, not a curated record
CCCGAAGUUUACCUCCACAUUAUUUGCUAUCGUGCACCCCCUACUGGUGUUGACUGGGAUCACACGCACUGUCACUAGUAGCAGAAAGCCAAGCAGCUGCCAACGCCCGGCGAAGUAAAUACCAGAUUCAGUGAGGAAGAGACAAAAGUAGAGCACAAAUAUGCAGACGAUUAAAUGUGUUGUGGUUGGAGAUGGAGCAGUGGGAAAAACCUGCCUUUUGAUUUCAUACACAACCAACAAGUUCCCCUCUGAAUAUGUACCAACAGUGUUUGAUAACUAUGCAGUAACUGUCAUGAUUGGCGGUGAGCCUUACACCCUAGGAUUAUUUGAUACUGCAGGUCAGGAGGAUUAUGACAGGUUACGACCUUUGAGCUAUCCCCAGACGGAUGUUUUUCUAGUUUGUUUCUCUAGUGUUUCACCCUCUUCAUUUGAGAAUGUUAAAGAAAAGUGGGUACCUGAAAUCACUCACCACUGUCCCAAGACACCAUUCCUGCUCGUUGGAACUCAGAUUGAUCUGAGAGAUGACCCUUCCACUGUAGAGAAGCUGGCCAAGAACAAACAGAAGCCCAUCAGCCCUGAGAUGGCUGAGAAGCUCGCCCGCGACCUGAAGGCAGUCAAAUACGUCGAGUGCUCUGCCCUGACACAGCGAGGUCUGAAGAAUGUAUUUGAUGAAGCUAUCCUAGCAGCUCUAGAACCUCCUGAAACCCAGCGAAAGAGAAAGUGCUGUCUGUUCUGAUGACAAGCUCUUUUAAAAUCUUGCUUUGCCUCUGAUCGUCUGCUGCUUCUUUAAUGUCAAGAAAUUACUGUCUGUCAAGUAACUAACCAAGUUGCUCUUUUAAAACGUGUGCCCAUUAACUUCUUUCAUUUCAAUAUCUGAUUUUGUUUUGACUUACCCUAAUAAUUGCAAUAGACUAUACUGCCUUGGCCUUCAUGGCAAGGAUGCCAACACUUUCAUUUUAGUACUUAAUGUGCAAGUUUACAUUAGGCUGUAGCUGAGUUUGUGUGUUCCUUUUAAAAUAUAUUACCUCAGUAUUUAUAUGCUUAGGUUCCAUUCAACCCUUCCAGGAAACAUUUCUGUGCUGUCUAAACAAGUAUUAUGAGCUUCAACUAACUUAAUGUUUUUCUAUCACAUCAAUGUAUUUCUUUUCUACUACUAUAUCAAAGACCGUAACUAAACAUUAUUGAAAGUUUAAGUUUUCCAUUGGAGGUUAAGAUCUUUGCAAUCUUGAAUGACUAAAACCUGUUAUGAUAUAUGAAUAAAGGAUAGUUUAAAUUACAA